Messenger RNA from Talaromyces proteolyticus, 1446 nucleotides. RefSeq lists its product as uncharacterized. The transcript is spliced from 2 exons. Bases 1 to 1446 code for a protein of 481 amino acids. The record is from RefSeq and is a predicted model, not a curated record. Lineage: Eukaryota; Fungi; Ascomycota; Eurotiomycetes; Eurotiales; Trichocomaceae.
AUGCAGCCCAUCUCAGUUUCAACAGAUAUAACGACGAUUUGGUAUCCCACGGCGUGGUCGACAGUUACAACAACCGAUUAUGUUGCUCAUUUAACAUCGACAACUACACUGAGUCCUUAUGCGGUAUCCACGGUGUUGACAUUUUUCACGACCUAUUAUGGAUCUGCCUCAACAUUGACAUCUACGACGCACGAGCCUACUAGCGUUGGAGAAACAUCAAUUACCUCGAAAUUCGAUGCUCCAUCUUCUACCCAGGAUGUUCCCACCACCACUGCUCCUCCCACCACCACUGCUCCUCCCACCACCACUGCUCUUCCCACCACCACUGCUCCUCCCACCACCACUGCUCCUCCCACCACAACUGCUCCUCCCACCACCACUGCUUCUCCCAGUACCAAUCCUGUCCCAACCUCUGAUGGACAAAGCAAUAGAAUAAGCAACGGAGCGCUUGCUGGUGCAAUUGUCGGGUCCAUAGUCGGUACAGCGUUGCUUUCGUUCCUGGUUGCGUUGUUUUUCUUUCGUCGAUCGAAGAGCAAGCAUAACGUUCCUGGUAAAAGUGACGGAGUGGAAUAUGUGGACGCAGAGAAGUCUGGAAGUCGCGGUGGCCCUGGUCAAAACAUACUACCUGAUUCUAGUCUACAAAGCACAAAACCCAGUGCGACAGCAAUUGGAGAAAAUUUGUUCCUAGCCAGUGGAUUGUCCAAGUGUAUCCCCGAGCCAGCAGACGAUGAUAGCGUCGCGAAACAGGUUUUGACAUUUUUUGAUCAAGCCAGCCUUCACGUCGACAAUUAUUAUUCUCAGGCGUUUUCAAUGACUUUGAUAUCAUCCCAUGAUCAGAAUUCGAAAAUAUUUGACUUUCACACACCUUAUCUUCCUGGGUCAUUGACAACUCUCUUGGAAAACUCUAAAACGCGGCGGCUUAUCAUCACUCAUGCUCUUGUUUACUCUCUUCUAUCAGCAAUAGACCCUCAAGGUACAACAAGACAACCAUUGCUACCUUUAGGCUUCACGACUGGUCCAUUGGUGCGAAGCCAAGAGGAUAAUGAUUUUGAUCAAGAAUUCGGUCAAAUUCUCUAUACGUGGCGCAUGUUAACAGCGUAUCUAUCUCGACAUGCAACACCUAACGCGGCGAAAACAACCUCGACGGCACAAGAAACAGAAAUUAAUACCUUUGUCGAUGUUUUCACAGCCUCUUUUGCUCCAUACGCUGACUCGUCACACUCGCUAGAAGAGCGAGCUCGUCACCUGAGAACCGUGACGACGACCGCUGCUGACCUAGGGCGUUGGCUUUUUAGUCAACCUUGUACAUUUGAUUUUAUCUAUACUGGGAUAAUGGGGAAUAAGGAGGUUGUAGUACUACCUGCGAUUGUGAAGGUCCGGGACGAAAAGGGCCGGAGCUUGGCGAGCAAAGCAAUCUUAUGUGAAGCAGUUACUGCAAAACUGUGA